CACAUGGUCCAUGCAGCUAUCGCGAAAACUCGCGAGUGCGUUGUUUUUUGUUAGUUUAAAACGUUUGUUGUUAAUUAACGUUUGUGAUGUUCUCAAGAUUUGUGCGUUCCUAAUGAUAUAAAAAUAACGUUUCUUCUUUUUUUUGUAUAAAAUUUUCUUAAGAACAAAAAAAAAUAAAAAGUAAGAAGGUAGUUCUAGGACGUAACAUUUCUAGUUCAGAUGCUGUUUUAGCCUGCCGGUAGUCAUAACCAAAUUUAAUAGCAAAGCAGUUUUCCUCGUGCUCAUAUACGUCGGUACUUCGUGGUUAAUGUUAACAAAGAUUCUUUAGUAAUUUUAUAUUUUUUUAUAUUGCACAUAGAUGGAAAUCACAUGUGUAAGGAUGUCAGGAAUAACGCUAUUUCUAGUCAUAAUUGCUGCUUUUAUUGGUCAAAGUGAAGAAAUAGCUGUCAUGAGCAUUGAUAUUGGCAGCGAAUGGAUGAAAGUUGCUAUCGUUUCGCCAGGUGUACCUAUGGAAAUAGCUCUGAAUAAAGAGUCAAAAAGAAAAACACCCGUUACAAUAUCAUUUCGAGAUGGAGAACGGACAUUUGGCGAAGAUGCACAAAUUGUAGGACUUAGAUUUCCACAAAACUCUUUCUCUUAUAUAUUAGAUCUUUUAGGAAAAUCUAUAGAUAAUCCAAUGGUUAAACUCUAUUCCAAGAGAUUUCCUUAUCAUGAUAUUAUAGCUGACGAUGAACGCCAGACAAUAGCAUUCAAACUCUAUGAAAAUAUUACUCAUACGCCAGAGGAAUUACUUGCACAGAUACUUCACAGAGGAAAAGAAUUUGCAGAAAUUUCUGCCGGACAAAAAAUUAAUGAAGCAGUGAUCACCGUACCAGGAUAUUUCAAUCAAGCUGAAAGAAGAGCUUUGUUACAAGCGGCUGAACUUGCAGAAAUCAAAGUAUUACAACUUAUCAAUGACUAUACCGCAGUCGCAUUGAAUUAUGGUAUAUUUCGUAGAAAGGAAAUUAAUGAUUCUGCUCAAUACGUAAUGUUUUAUGAUAUGGGAGCCAGCAGUACAACGGCAACAGUGGUCAGUUAUCAAAAUGUUAAAACAAAGGAAAAAGGAUUUGUUGAAACUAAUCCUCAUGUUAACAUAUUGGGUGUAGGGUAUGAUCGUACCCUUGGAGGAUUAGAAAUGCAGAUCAGAUUGCAAAACUAUUUGGCGAAAGAGUUUGACGCUUUAAAUAAAACUCCAAAUUCAAUAUUCAAUAGUCCAAGAGCAAUGGCAAAACUCUUCAAAGAAGCUGGACGCGUUAAAAAUGUACUUAGUGCCAAUGCCGAUCAUUUUGCACAAAUUGAGGGCUUGAUAGACGAUUAUGAUUUUCGAUUACAAGUCACCAGAGAAACAUUGGAAAAUAUUUGUUCUGAUUUAUUUGAACGUGUGUCAAAUCCUAUAAAAAAUGCCCUAGAAACUUCAGCAUUGACAAUGGAUGUAAUAUCUCAAGUAGUUUUGGUGGGAGCUGGUACACGUAUGCCAAAAAUACAAGAAAAAUUGAUGGACUAUGUAAAAACGGAUUUAUCCAAAAACAUGAAUACCGAUGAAUCCGCUGCAUUAGGAGCCGUUUAUAAGGCGGCAGAUCUCAGUCAAGGUUUUAAAGUGACAAAAUUUAUAACAAAAGAUGCGGUUUUGUUUCCUAUUCAAAUUGUAUUCGAUAGAAAUGCCGAUGGCAGAAUAAAACAGGUUAGAAGAACUCUUUUUAAUAAAAUGAAUGCUUAUCCGCAAAAGAAGAUUAUUACAUUUAACAAACAUACUGAAGAUUUCGAAUUUCAUGUAAACUACGCUGAGUUAGAUUAUUUACCCGUUAACGAAAUGAAUGCCGUCGGAAAUUUGAACUUAUCAACUAUAAAAUUAACAGGUGUGGCUGAAGCUUUAGAAAAGCAUGCUAAAGAAGGAGCUGAAAGUAAAGGAAUAAAAGCUCAUUUCAAUAUGGAUGAAAGUGGUUUACUUAAUUUAGUAAAUGUAGAAUUGGUGUCAGAAAAAACAGGAACCAGUGCUGAAGAAGAAGAGGGUUCUGACAAUAAAGAGAGAAUUGAGAAAAAUGAAGAAUCAACAAAAGAAGAUAUUAAGGGGGGUAUACACGAAGAGCAUGAUUAUCCAGAUGGUCACAAAGAGACAGAAUCUCAGAGUAAAAAUCAGACCAAGUUAAAUGAAGACAAGACAGGGAACAAGACAGAGAAAACUGAGAAGGAAAAGAAGCCUAUUACAGUAACGAUAAAGGAACCUAUUAAAGCAGAAGAGAUCAAAUUAGGUUCAAAGACAUUAGAUGAAAAGAAAUUUUCUAAAUCGGUUGAAAAGAUACAUUACCUCGAUCAACAUGACCGAGAAAAAGCACGACGCGAGACAGCUUUAAAUAAUCUUGAAUCAUUUGUGAUCGACGCACAACAAAAAUUAGAAACGGAGGAUUAUGCUGCAGCAGCAACUUCUGGAGAAGCAGGGAAAAUAUUAAAAGCAUGUACAGAAAUUUCUGAAUGGCUGUAUGAAGAUGGUUUUGAUGCAACUGCAGAAAUAUAUGAAGAAAAGUUAAUGUCAUUACAAAAGUUGACAAAUGAUGUAUAUGAAAGAGUUUAUGAACAUAAAGAACGGCCGGAAGUUCUGAAAGGGGUGGUGUCUAUGUUGAACGGAAGUACAAUAUUUUUGCAGAAUAUGCGUAACUUAAGUCUAACUAAUGACAUUUUUACACAAAUAGAGAUUGAAACAUUGGAAAAAGUGAUCAACGAGACAAAGGAAUAUUAUGAUACAAUUGUAAAGUCAUUUGCCGAAACACCUUUAUACGAGCCGGUGAAAUAUAAAGUUCGCGAUAUUGCAAACAAAAUGGCACUACUCGAUAGAGAAGUUAAAUAUCUUGUAAAUAAGGCAAAAAUCUGGAGACCAAAGCCAGAAACAACGAAUCACACGGAAAAUAAAACUGAUCAAGCAUUAAAUGCAACACAAUUGCCAGACGUGGAAUCAACGGCCGUUCCCGAUGUUGAUAUUCAGUCAGAACAAUCAAAUACAGAAGGGGUAACAGAGGAUACGUUAAUUUUGCCAGAAAAUGAUAAUACAAAAACGAACAAUGAACGAGAUCAAGAGGAAAUACAUCAAGAACUUUAAAAUAUAAUUUAUUUUCAAUGUGUGAACUUUCAUUAAUGAUCGGGUACAUAUCGAUCAACAACAACUUAGGCAAAUCACCACUGUGUAGGACAAUUUUACGAAUGUAUUUAACGAAUCAAAUACGAAUAUCUACUGCGGCGUCUAUAUAAAUUAAUUUAAAAAGAUUUUCGAUUCAAUUAUUUACAUGUUUUUAUAACAAAUUAUAAUUAUCAUAUUACCAUGAAGCGCAAUCAAGUGCAGCAUUGUCAAGCAAGAAAAGACAUUACACUAUUAUUUUAUCAAGUGCCAAGUCUAAGUUGGCUUUAAAGCUAAUAUAUGUUAUCUAUUUUGUUCUGGUUGAUUUAAUAAUAAUAAUAAUAAUAAUAAUAAUAAUAAUAAUAAUAAUAAUAAUAAUAAUAAUAAUAAUAAUUGUUUUACUAAAUAUUUAAAAGAAAUGACAAAUAGCUGCAUGUUCAACAAUUUAUUGCAUUUGUUUUCUAAUUAUAAAGCAAGUAUGAUAAAACGAUUUAUAAAAAAAAUGUUAAAUAAAAUGUUCUAAUGGAGUGUGUGUAUGGGCCGUCGUCUCAUGCAGGUAACUGGUUCUAUCGUAUAUAUACGAAUUAACACACAUAAUAAGUAUUUGUGUGCGUGAGAGAGAGAGAGAGAGAGAGAGAGAGAGAGAGAGAGAGAGAGAAAGAGAGAGGUAAUGCUCCAAGGUAUUAAUUUGUGAUAUGAGAUGACAUGUAUGUGCAUUAUUUAAGAAAUAAUUUUGUACGUAACUUAUCUUCUACAAUACAAUAGACCUACCUUCUACAAUUUCAAUGAAUUAUGGCACAAGAAUGUUUGAACAAAAAAAACAAAAAAAAAAAAAAAAGAAAUGAAUUAAAAAUUUAUUACCGAUCUUAGUAAGUUUUAUAUUGCAUAAUAUUGUACUUUCAAAAAAAUGAAAAUUUGAUUAAUUCCCAAUAUAGUACUCUAGGGUAUAUUACUUGUUAUACUCGUAUAAUAAAUCUCUGCAAUUUUGAAACAACUUUAAAAUAACUUUGCUUAUAAAUAUUUUAACUAUAAAUGAGUACGACGUGUAAGCAGCUUAUUAAAAGUUAUUUAAUAUCUUAUUAUGAAAAA
This is a messenger RNA of Vespa crabro (European hornet), 4234 nucleotides long. It is a transcript of the gene Grp170, whose product is annotated as hypoxia up-regulated protein 1. Gene Ontology annotation, molecular function: ATP-dependent protein folding chaperone; ATP binding. Gene Ontology annotation, biological process: cellular response to hypoxia; endoplasmic reticulum unfolded protein response; negative regulation of hypoxia-induced intrinsic apoptotic signaling pathway. Lineage: Eukaryota; Metazoa; Arthropoda; Insecta; Hymenoptera; Vespidae. Gene Ontology annotation, cellular component: endoplasmic reticulum chaperone complex. The transcript is spliced from 8 exons. Bases 359 to 3130 code for a protein of 923 amino acids. The record is from RefSeq and is a predicted model, not a curated record.